GAGACGACGUGCCCUGCUCCGACGUCCAAACCUGCGAACAAAUGGAUUGCUUUGAGAAUGGAAAGUUUUGUACUCAGUUGGGCUCCCAGCAGCACAGGGACAGCAGUGGCUGUCAGGUGAAUGAGGCUGACAGACCUGUCAAACGUCUCCGAAGGAAGAGAAGGCUGCUUCUGGAGUCUGAGGAUGACGAGGAAAAUGCAGAUGAGGAUGAGGAGAAGAAUAAAUCAAAUAAUAUGAAAAGCCGCAGAAACACUAAACCAAUAAAACAAGUUGUUCCUGGAAAGAAGAAGGUAUGGAACUGGGUUUCCUACUUAGAAGAGGAACGGAUGCCAGCUGCUCCCUUAAAACUGUUCAGAGAGUAUCAGUCAUUCCCACAAGGUCGAAAUGGAUUUAAAGUUGGAAUGAAGUUGGAAGGGCUGGAUCCUGAACACCCCUCUCGAUUUUGUGUUCUCACAGUGGCUGAGGUGCAAGGGUACAGAAUGCGAUUACACUUUGAUGGUUAUCCAGAGUGCUAUGACUUCUGGGUUAAUGCUGAUUCCUCAGACAUCCAUCCUGUUGGCUGGUGUGAAAAAACAAGUCAUAAGCUGCUCCCUCCUAAAGGUUUCAAGGAGGGAGAAUUUAAUUGGACUUCCUAUUUGAAGAAUUGCAAAGCUCAAGCAGCUCCAAAAAGCCUUUUUAAGACCCUCAGCACUCCUGUCACACCCUCUGGUUUUCGUCUGGGAAUGAAACUAGAGGCAGUGGACAAGAAGAAUCCGUCACUGAUGUGUGUUGCAACCAUCACGGACAUGGUGGAUAACCGCCUGCUAAUUCAUUUUGAUAACUGGGAUGAGAGUUAUGACUACUGGUGUGAAGCUAGCAGCCCAUAUAUUCGUCCUGUUGGCUACUGCCAAGAAACUGGAACCCCACUGACAACACCACCUGGAUACAAGGAUUCCAAAGGCUUCUCAUGGGAGAAAUACUUGGAAGAAACUAAUUCCCAGGCAGCCCCAGCAAGAGCAUUCAAACUGCGUCCUGCUCACGGAUUCCAAGUUAAUAUGAAGUUAGAGGCUGUGGACAGAAGAAAUCCCAUCUUGAUAAGAGUGGCAACAAUAGUUGACAAAGAUGACCAUCGCAUUAAGAUACAUUUUGAUGGUUGGGACCGCAAUUAUGAUUUCUGGGUCGAUGCAGACAGCCCUGAUGUUCAUCCAGUAGGCUGGUGUGCAAAAACUGGACAUGCUUUGCAAGUCCCUCUAGGUGCUGUUGAUCCAGUGGGAACAGUGGGACAAGCGUGUCCUACUCCAGGCUGCCACGGUAUCGGUCAUGUCAGGGGACCACGAUACGGAACUCAUUAUACGUUAGUUGGCUGCCCAUAUUCUGAUGUGAACCUCAACAGAGAAAACUUGUUACAGGACCGCCUGAGUGGGGAGAGACCUUCCCCUAGCAAUAGCAUGCAGAAAGCCAAGCGGCUGGAGGCUCCUGCCCCCUUUCUGGUGGGAGCAGGAGAGUCUUCUCAGGAGGACUCUCCACAAUCCAGAAAAUCUGCACAAGACAGUGAAAAGUCAUGUCAAAGCAGUGUUCACAGUCUGUCGGAACAGUCUGAAAACAAUCAAGAGAGAGACUGGGUAGAAGAGGAUUCCUCUGCAGACAUCAAAGCCAAACCAAAAAAGCUUGGGUGCUCGCAUGCCUAUAUAAAGUUCCAGCUGGUGAAACAGGAAAGCAAUGGGAAAGACCCCGAUUUGGAUCUCCAGCAGGCCCUCCACCAGUCCAUCUUCAUGCCUUCCCUGGCCUCUAACCCGACCCACCGCCUCCAUCUCUGCUGGGAGCAGCACUGCAAGCUCUUGCCAGAGGUCUCGGGCCUCACGGCCAAGCACGUGGCCAAAUGGACUGUGGAAGAGGUGGUAAGCUUUAUCCAGCGUUUACCUGGUUGCAAAGAGCAAGCAUCUGUUUUCAGGGAAGAGCAGAUAGAUGGUGAGGCUUUCCUGCUCCUGAACCAGAGCGACAUAGUUAAAAUACUCAGUAUCAAGCUGGGUCCUGCCCUGAAGAUCUACAACGCCAUUCUCAUGUUCAAGUCUGCAGAAGACAACUGA
This is a messenger RNA of Phaethon lepturus (White-tailed tropicbird), 2066 nucleotides long. Its product is annotated as lethal(3)malignant brain tumor-like protein 3. Gene Ontology annotation, biological process: regulation of DNA-templated transcription. The transcript has 19 exons. Gene Ontology annotation, molecular function: zinc ion binding; protein binding. The coding region runs from base 42 to 2066 and encodes 674 amino acids. The record is from RefSeq and is a predicted model, not a curated record. Gene Ontology annotation, cellular component: nucleus. Lineage: Eukaryota; Metazoa; Chordata; Aves; Phaethontiformes; Phaethontidae.